Molecule: messenger RNA, 801 nt
Organism: Micromonas pusilla CCMP1545
Lineage: Eukaryota; Viridiplantae; Chlorophyta; Mamiellophyceae; Mamiellales; Mamiellaceae
Exons: 1
Coding region: 1-801 (266 amino acids)
Source: RefSeq, a predicted model, not a curated record
AUGGCGUCAACCAGCAGGCCUCCCCGCGGGGGCGCCCCCACGGAGGCGGAGAUCACCGGCCUCGUCGGCACGCUCGAGCGCAUCGCGUCGAACAAAGCCGGCGGCGCGGACGCGUCGUCCUCGCGCGACGCGCCGGACCACGACCGCACCGCGGGAAGACGCGCGGGGCGGUGGGGCGCGAGAGUCCCGCCGAGCAGCGGCGCCUCCUCCGUCGACGGCGCGGCGGCGGACGCGCAUCAGACGCGCGCGCCGCACGGCUCCCUGACGGGCACCUGGGACGUCGGAUCGUCGCGCUACAACUCCUCGGUGCCCCCCAGCGACGACGAGCGCGGCGGCGGCGGCCUGGGCGGCGGCGGCGGCGACGCCGGCUCGGUCUACUCCCUCUCGGACGCCUCCGAGCUGUCCGCCGCGCCGGGGUAUCGGCCCGCGUGCGACAAGUACACCGCGGCGGCGACGCGCGCGGACUCCGUGGCGUACACCCUGGAGCAGCACCGGCUGCAGCUCGAGGCGACGAUCCGCAGCAUCGACAACGCGCAGGCGGCGGCGGCGGGGGGAGGGCGCGGCGCCGGGAUGGGGCCCCGGGGGGGAGGGGACGACGGGAUGCCCGCGGCGGGGCGGACGACGACGGGCGUGGGCGUGUUUGAUUUUUUCGGCGCCGCGUCCAAGGCGCGGGAGGGUCCCGACGGAUCCGAUCCCGGCGCGGCGAAGAGCGCGGGGAAGAGGCGGAGGGGGAGGGGAGGGAAGGAUGGAGGGGGGGAGGAACCGUACACGUUCAUGGGGUGCUGCGGCGGGCGGUCGUGA